AGUACGAGUUCGUAAUGGCGGACGAAGGGAGUGAGAGAGUGGUGUCUGUACUUUCGUUUUUUCUUGCUAUAUCUUUCAUAUCGGGAGUCGUAGCCCUUCCAGAUGAAAAGCAUACAUUUCUAAUCAAAGAAUCAACAAAGGAGAAAUCUGCAUCUAAACUAUUCAUUACUCACAAGCCACAUUCUGUGUCCUUCUUGCAAAAUGCUGGAGAUAUACCAUCAAAUGAGAUAUCAAGUGUGAAUUCACUUGCCCUUGGUUUGUCCAUUCCAGAGGAUUUAACRUGGGCAGGCCUGCUUGCUGGUAAUAUGUUCAAACGACCUAAAGCUAGAAUCAUGUUUGGUGUUGAAGGAGUAACACAAGAUGACACCUUGAAUAUACAAGCAAAUACAGCUUUCCCUGUUGAUGAGAAUGAUGACUCGUCUGGUUUGGCUGGAAUUCUGUCUCACUCUAACGCUUUACAGGAGAACUUUGCCAGUCGAGUUUCCCGCGUUUUCGGUGGAAGAUCACUUAUAMUUUCUGUGUCUGGAGAUGAAAAGCUUGCAGCUAGUGCCUCGAGUGCUGGAGAAAAUAGUUAUACAUUGUACUAUGACCAAGCAAAGGAACAAUUUAAGUUGACUGAUGAUCACGUGGCCUUYCAGGAUUUGCAGCUAAGCAACGACCAGAUAAUAUCUCAAUUACAGAAAGCUUCUCUACCAAARGGUACUAAAGUGUCCAGUGAUGGGAAAGUCGUAACUGUUGCAGUUCCUGGACAAGGGAAUGCUGUUUUUGACCUAAACAGAAAGGAGGAUUUCAUAGUUUUUGCCGAGGUUCAAAUGGUKUWUGCUGUGUURGAGAAGCUCAAAACGAACCCUGCUCUCAUAAAUGACAACAUUCCUGACGUUUUAACUUUCUGUUUUUCUGGUGCUAAGCUGAUAAGAGAUCGUUAUGGUCGAGACUCAUUACAGGCUAAAGGAGCUGUGGUUUUUAUUUCUUCUAUCAUUUCUGAGUUGUCGAAGCAAUUUUUUGAAUUGUACAAUGGAAAUGCUUUGGUAGAAGUUUUGGCUACCCAAUGGCAAGAGAAUCUCAAGGACAAGUUUCCUUCAGACGUCAAUCACAUAUUUAGACAUCUAGAGCCUCAUCUUGCGUCAGUCGACUCUUUCAAUCAGCAAUUUCCUAGUGUUGCACUUCGAGGGGAUCUUGAUUCAUCUGUGAUGGAAACUCUGUGUGACUCGCUGCGCAACAAACUAGUUAACAUACAAUCAAAGUUAAAGGUUAAUUGUCUUAGUGGUCCUGUCCUGAAUAGAGUAAGAAGAGCGGUCGAGGCUCCAUCUCCCACCCUAGCACCGACUUCUAAGUCUCUUAACAUUGCUUACAAGUACACCCCUUUCUACUCAACGAUCUUCAAUAUCUGGUUCUGGUUGUUGGUGGUUUUGGUUCUUACAGUCUACGUUAUAUCAUUGGUGUUGUGGUAUAUGGACCCAGGACGUGAUAGUAUUAUUUACCGUAUGACUAGUCAAAGAAUGAAGACCGAUUAAUGGGACUUUGGUUCUUUAUUUAGUUUAUUUUGUAAUUUUUUCUUGGCAACGUCUUUGACAAUAGACCUAAUCGGCUAACGGCGUUGCUAUGUACGUUGCCACCCAAUUCAAAUACUGUAGGAAAAAGAACUUUUGUUUGUAAGAAUUCAACUUUGAAAUGAAAAUACAACGAACAAUGAAACUUACUCCCGGGUGGUUUGAAUUGGGUUGAAGCCGAUUAGGUCUAUUGUGCAUCUAGCUAAAGUCCUUUUUGUUUAUACCGCUAAUAAAUAGUCUAAUUAUUGACAAAA
Molecule: messenger RNA, 1804 nt
Organism: Exaiptasia diaphana
Lineage: Eukaryota; Metazoa; Cnidaria; Anthozoa; Actiniaria; Aiptasiidae
Product: renin receptor
Exons: 17
Coding region: 15-1514 (499 amino acids)
Cellular component (GO): membrane; external side of plasma membrane
Molecular function (GO): signaling receptor activity
Source: RefSeq, a predicted model, not a curated record